AAAAAAUAGAAAAAGAAAACACCAUCGUGGCGCAACAAAUCAUUGAAUCAUCAUCUUUUCAUCCUUUCCAUCUUUUCUCUGUGUCUGAGCUUUGCUGUUUCCCUUCUCUCUUUUUUUUCCUCAUAUUUUCCAAACAUAAGAUUUUACUAAUUAAAGAAAAUAAAAUACUACUGUAAUCCGUUGCCGGUCGUUGAUGGGUAAGGAGGCAUGGCAAACGGGGACCCUAAUUUUGCUUUUGUGGUGGAUGAUGCUACCAUGCGCCGUCUCCGGUCCCGUUAGGGUUCCAUUUUGUCUCAAGGAAUCAAUUUCCGACGCGAUCUUUGACUUCCGAGACUCCUACUGUCCCAUUAACUCUGAUUUCACUGAAUCUAUCGAUUUCGUUGGUGUUACCGAGGGAGAUGAGGUUUCGUUGCAAAAGGUGCUUAACAUGGUCCACAAGAACAGUCAUGAUUACGUAGCAGUGCUUUUCUAUGCAUCUUGGUGCCCGUUUUCCAGGUCUUUUAGACCGACCUUCUCUAUCCUUUCUUCCUCCUAUCCUUCCAUCCCCCAUUUUGCCAUCGAAGAAUCAGCUGUCAGGCCAAGCAUACUCUCCAAGUAUGGAGUUCAUGGGUUUCCUACUCUUUUCCUUUUAAAUUCUACAAUGCACGUGCGCUAUCUUGGAAACCGGACUUUUGAAUCUCUAGGUGCAUUCUAUUGUGAUGUCACUGGCAUUAGGAAGAAGUCUCUGGAUAAAGCAUCAAUUAACAAAAUUGGACAUUUGUCAAAUCAUGAGAAGCAUAAUAGCACUGAGCCAGAAAGUUGCCCAUUCCCAUGGGCAAGAUCUCCUGAAAAUUUACUAAGACAAGAGACCUAUUUAGCGCUGGCUACCACUUUUGUGCUGCUUAGGUCGCUUUACCUAUUGUAUCCAACAUUGCUUGUAUUUGCUCAUUUCACCUGGAGAUUGCUUAUUCGAAAUUUGAAGUUGGGGAGUUUGUUGGAACAUCCUUUGGCCUAUCUAAAACGAGCAAUUCAGUUGUUUAAUUCCCUGAAGGAACCUUGCAAGAGAAGCAAUUUGCAAGGUGCAAUGAAUGCUAGAGCAUGGGCCUCUAAAUCCCUUGCAACUGUUUCAAUCGGUGACGCCAACACAAGCCGUGCUGUGCCGGUAACUGGAUGCCGCUGACUCAUUAGCUGGUAUGGAUAGGUAUUUGUUUUCCCUGAAAAAGUUUGCCUGGGGCCUCUUGAAAGCAGGAGCUUUUUUUUUGUUUCAUAUUUUCUCAAACACCAACUUUGGUGUUUUGUUUAAAUCUUUGAAUCAUGUUAUUGUAUCUUGGCUCAGUAGCUGUUAAAUUUCAUUUGUUAAUAUGAUUUUAGAUUACAUCUUUUGCAAUAAGCGGCACCGCAGCUUGUGAAUAGGUCACAGAGUAGAACCAGACUGAGAACUGCAAUGUAUCAACUAUUGGUGUAGCCUUUGUCUCCAUUAAAAGCAUAUUUGCAUUCCAAA
This is a messenger RNA of Gossypium raimondii (Peruvian cotton), 1480 nucleotides long. RefSeq names its product 5'-adenylylsulfate reductase-like 4. The record is from RefSeq and is a predicted model, not a curated record. Lineage: Eukaryota; Viridiplantae; Streptophyta; Magnoliopsida; Malvales; Malvaceae. Bases 194 to 1159 code for a protein of 321 amino acids. The transcript has 5 exons.